Ctenopharyngodon idella (grass carp) is the source of this 5630-nucleotide messenger RNA. Its product is annotated as sialoadhesin-like. Lineage: Eukaryota; Metazoa; Chordata; Actinopteri; Cypriniformes; Xenocyprididae. Bases 445 to 4488 code for a protein of 1347 amino acids. The transcript has 26 exons. The record is from RefSeq and is a predicted model, not a curated record.
UGCCUCAAACACCUUACCUCAGUUAAAGUGGCAGUGGAAGGGGCUAGAGCUUGAAAAAUGUUUAAUUAAGAGUUUUUCACAUUUUGGAAUUACUGCAUGGUUUAGGCCUUUUCCAUCCAGUCGACUUACUGGCAAAUAAGACUGCAUUAAGAAGGCAAACCCUGGAACAUGAUGGGACCUCUGAUUGUUCAUUUGCUUUUACAAGCUGCGUUACAGUUAUACUACUAGAAUUAUGCUCUUCUAUAUAAUCACCAAUAUCUGUUGAGAAACCACGGGAAAGAAAGGUGAAUAAAGACUGAGAGGAAGAACCUGAACAUUCAGAAAAUAUUAUUUUAAGAAAUUUACAGCAUUUGUACUGGUGCCACCUAUGGGGCAUGUUGUCACAUUUCACUUCCAUUCUUUCAAGGUGUUCUGCUAUAUGAUACUUUGGCAUGGAGCGUGACAAUGCCGAAAGGCAUACGUGGCCUCCGGGGUUCCUGUCUGGUUAUACCAUGUUCUUUCUCUUACUCAUCAUACCCACCUGAAAACCCACGUAGAGUUGUGUGGUAUCAGUGGGCCUCUAAAGGUUAUCCUUUAGUUUAUGAUCCAUGGUAUCCAAAUGAUGUCAUUGAUAAGUUUAGAUGGAAAACGUCUUUAUAUGGGAACCCAUCAAAUUGGGAUUGCAGUCUGCUGAUCACAAAGCUGGAACAGUCCCACCAUGGAGAGAAAUUAUACGCAUGGAUUGACCCUGAAAAUGUUGGCUGGCGCACCUAUAAAUUUUAUGAUGUCACCUCUACAAUCCAUGUCGACAAUCAUCCAGAGCUCCCAGACAUCAAUAUUUAUGGAGGUGACAAGAUAGGUGACACCAUCACAGUAGCAUGUUCUACUUUACACUCGUGUCCGUACAGCAAACCAAACAUCAUUCUGAAUGGUAUUGAAGGAUGUGACAAAAUAAACAGCAAGCAUAUUAAAGACAGCUUGUGGAAAAUCACUCGGACAUGCACAAGUGUCGUAAAGGCAGAACGCUUGACUAUCAUGUGUUCUGUAACACAUCAUGGUGGCAUAACAGUGACAGCUACAAAGGUCAAAAGUGCACAUUGUGUUCAUCAAAAAAUAACGAUUGAGCCUGAACUGACAGAUUUCAAAGAGGGCGUCGCAAAGAACUUUGUUUGUUCCGUCUAUCAUUCCUGCCAGAAAGAGACUCCAACCAUCACAUGGAACUAUAAGAACAUGCAGGUCUUAACAGGGAGCAAAACACUUUCUGGGUUAGGUCGGAUCACCUAUUCCAGCAUAACCUUUCUGGGUUCGAAACAAGACCAUGGGAAGAAACUGAUUUGCACUGCAAAAUUUUCUGGAGGAAAAACUGAAACCUCAGUUGUUUUACAAGUACAACGUGUUAUGAAGUAUGAUGUUUUGGGAUUGGAAGUGAGAAUGCCAAAAGACAUUCAUGGCCUCCAGGGUUCCUGUCUGGUUAUACCAUGUUCUUUUUCUUACACGUCAAACCCACCCAAAGCCCCACGUAGAGUUGUGUGGUAUCAGUGGGUCUCUAAAGGUUAUCAUUUAGUUUAUGAUCCUUCGCAUGCAAGUGAUGUCAUUGAGAAGUUUAGAGGAAAAACUGAUUUAUAUGGAAACUCAGCCGGGGAAUGCAGUCUGCUGAUCAAAAACCUGGAACAGUCCCAUCAUGGAGAGAAAUUAUACACAAGGAUUGACCCUGAAAAUGUUGGGUGGGGCACCUACACAUUUGAUGAUGUCACCUCUACAAUCCAUGUCAAUGCAAGCUCACAGCCGCCCAGCAUCAAUAUUUAUGGAGGUGAAAGGAUGGGUGACACCAUCACAAUAGUAUGUUCAGCUGUCCACUCGUGUCCAUACAGCAAACCAAACAUCAUUCUGAAAGGUAUAGAAGGAACUGACAAAAUAGACAAUGAGCAAAAUAAUGAUGGCCUGUGGAAAAUCAUUCUGACACGCACAGGUGUCAUAAAAGCAGAAAGUUCAACUAUUGAGUGUUCUGUAACACAUCACGGUGGCAUAACAGUGACAGCUACAAAGGUCAAAAGUGCACAUUGUGUUCAUCAAAAAAUAAUGAUUGAGCCUGAACUGACAGAUUUCAAAGAGGGCGUCGCAAAGAACUUCGUUUGUUCCGUCUAUCAUUCCUGCCAGAAAGAGACUCCAAACAUCACAUGGAACUAUGAGAACAUGCAGGUCUCAAAGGGGAGAAAAACACUUUCCGGUUUAGAUCAGGUCACCUAUUCCAGCAUAACCUUUCUGGGUUCAAAACAAGACCAUGGGAAGAAACUAAUUUGCACUGCAAAAUUUUCUGGAGGAAACACUGAAACCUCAGUUUUUUUACACGUACAACGUGUUAUGAAGUAUGAUGUUUUGGGAUUGGAGGUGAGAAUGCCAAAAGACAUUCAUGGCCUCCAGGGUUCCUGUCUGGUUAUACCAUGUUCUUUUUCUUACACGUCAAACCCACCCAAAGCCCCACGUAGAGUUGUGUGGUAUCAGUGGGUCUCUAAAGGUUAUCCUUUAGUUUAUGAUCCUUCGCAUGCAAGUGAUGUCAUUGAGAAGUUUAGAGGAAAAACUGAUUUAUAUGGGAACUCAGCCGGGGAAUGCAGUCUGCUGAUCAAAAACCUGGAACAGUCCCAUCAUGGAGAGAAAUUAUACACAAGGAUUGACCCUGAAAAUGUUGGGUGGGGCACCUACACAUUUGAUGAUGUCACCUCUACAAUCCAUGUCAAUGCAAGCUCACAGCAGCCCAGCAUCAAUAUUUAUGGAGGUGAAAGGAUGGGUGACACCAUCACAAUAGUAUGUUCAGCUGUCCACUCGUGUCCAUACAGCAAACCAAGCAUCAUUCUGAAAGGUAUAGAAGGAACUGACAAAAUAGACAAUGAGCAAAAUAAUGAUGGCCUGUGGAAAAUCAUUCUGACACGCACAGGUGUCAUAAAAGCAGAAAGUUCAACUAUUGAGUGUUCUGUAACACAUCACGGUGGCAUAACAGUGACAGCUACAAAGGUCAAAAGUGCACAUUGUGUUCAUCAAAAAAUAACGAUUGAGCCUGAACUGGCAGAUGUCACAGAGGGCGUUGCAAAGAACUUCACUUGUUCCGUCUAUCAUUCCUGCCAGAAAGAGACUCCAACCAUAACAUGGAACUAUGAGAACAUGCAGGUCUUAACGGGGAGGAUCACACUUUCUGGUUUAGAUCAGGUCACCUAUUCCAACAUAACCUUUCUGGGUUCCAAAGAUGAUCAUGGAAAGAAAUUGAUUUGCACUGCAAAAUUUUCUGGACAAAACACAGAAACCUAUGUUGUCUUAUAUGUAAAAGAGUAUCAAAAACCAGUGGAUCCAAUCCAGAAUGAAACUUAUUUCCAGUAUGAGGCAGAUGUGAUACCCAAGAUCACUGCGUUGACUCGUUCCUGUGUGGUAAUACCGUGCAGUUUCAAGAUGGAAGAAGAAAACACUCGACUUCGUGUUCUUUGGGUCACCAAAAAAGGUGGCUACAUGUUCCACACAGACUCACAUGACGUCUUAGACAACUUCAGAGGCCGCACAAAGCUUCUUGGAAACCCAGAUGAGCAGAACUGUACUGUGGAGAUGGAUAAUGUGCAAACUCAUGACAAUGGGCCAUUCUGCUUUAAAGCAGAAAAAGAAAAUGAGAAAUACAGUUUCAACAACAGCUGUGUGUUCAUUAUAAUGCGGGCAUCUCCUGACAAACCUGUGAUGUCGUCCCUCCCUGAAGACAUCGAGCCUGGGACACGUGUCACCGUCAAAUGCUCAGUCAACCAUACAUGCUCCUCUCACCCUCCCAAAAUUACCUGGAGUGUCCCAACAGCCCGAGAAACUAUCAGUCACAAUCACAUGGGUGGAGGCAUCUGGGAAACAGUGUCCGCUGUGACCUUCAUUCCAACUGGAUAUGAAGAGAAAGAUGAAAUUGUCUGCAGUGCCAACUUUUGGGGUGGUAAAACUCAGAACAAUACUGCCUUCCUGAGUGUUAAGAGAGUUCAAGAAAUUAAAUUGGAGACUUUCGGGCUUUAUGCCAUUGCUCCAUCACUUGUGUUCAUCCUCAUUUGUGUACUUGCUGGAGUCUGCAUAUACAAGAGACGGCACAGACAACCUUGUCAAGAUAUGCAAGGGUUACAAACACAAUCUGAACAUAGGAGAUCACUUUGGAACAGAUUUUCAAGUCAUUUUAAUAUGCCUGAUGGAAGAGCAGCUUGGACUAACAGGGGAGACAGGAGUGAUAUCAGGAACAUUGAAAAUGCUCCUGCAAGACCACUGAAGCCUGAACAAAGACGGAGCAUCUGGACCCGCUUUUCAAGACACCAAUCACCCAGAAACAAUGCAAAUCUGAGAGUAGAAUACAAGACAAACAACACAUGUACAGUGUCAGGAAACAAGCCUUUCUCCAAACCUCGUAUGCCAUCACCAAAGAGUGAGCCAAAAUCCUACCCAGGUUAUGAUUAUGAGGGUGAUUACGCCAACAUGGAAGAACUCAACGUGUAUGGAAAUAUCUGAUGAUUAUGUACAAAACAAGGUUCAACUGUGUUUUUUCUUUUUUUCUUCUUUUUUGAAAAAUGCUCAAAAUAAGUAUAGCAGAUUGUCUUAUACUUUUAGAAAUAUAAUCACUGUCUGUUUUUGAGUCUGAAGCAUGCAUGUAUUGACUUAAUUGAUUUUGUUAAUGCUUUUCUACUCUGUCAUGUAUCAAUACUUUCCAGCAUGUUUGUCUGAGAACAUAACGAUAUAUAAAUAUAAAAUGGAUCAGAAAGUGUCAUAGAGUCUAGUUAGUACCUAGGAUGAUUUAUUUCCUUAAAUUAACAGGGGGAGAAACAUUCUCAUUCUAGGCUUCAGAAUUUGUGUUGACAAAAAUCUAUAUAGUGCAGGAUGAGUCAUCUAAUAUUUUAUCUAGAUAAGCAUUACUUGAAAUCAUCCAAAAUUAGUCAUCAGCAGUCACUUGAUGUGUUCUCUAAAUAACUAAUGUGCAUUUGUUCCAGGCAUUAAUAGACCAAAGAUCAUGCUAGGUGUUAAUAAUGUCAGUAUCUUUUCAUAGCUGCUAACUUGCUGUUGUAGUCAGAGACAGUCCUCUACAGAAACCAACACUGCUUGAUUGCACAAAAAUUGGGUGAAUUUGCAACAUAUAUAUUUUUUAAUGUCACGUUCAUCACAUUUCCCAAAAGUAUCACUAUCUAAAUUAUAUGUUUGAAAAAGGAUAACCAACGUGUGUCUGUGAGCAUUUAGAAUAGAGCAUAGACUGAAGGCAGAGGAACCAGUAAAUGCCUUUGUGUACAAGAGGCCAUUCAGAGGUCAAAGGUCAACUACAGUAUUUUAUUCAAACUGUAAAAACAUUUUAUUAGGAAACCAGUAAGCCUGUGAAAUAUGCAGUACUAUAGCAAACAGUAAAUUGUGUUGCUAUACAUUACUGAAUUUUUUCACAGUACUUACACUAUAAUUAACUGUAUUGACAAUACAUUGUUCCUGAAUUAACAGAUUGAACAAGUGCUCUCAGAAAUAGUAAUCUUUGUACAACGAUUGUGAAAGGAAACAUGUAUAAUCCUUAUCAGACACAGUAGCAGGUCAGAAUUAACAACUAGCUGUGUAACACAUUUUGUACUUUUAUUUUUAAAUGUACCACUUGUGUAUUAUAAAGAUUUUGCAACAGA